Messenger RNA from Verticillium nonalfalfae, 495 nucleotides. RefSeq lists its product as uncharacterized. The transcript has a single exon. NCBI's taxonomy places the organism in Eukaryota, Fungi, Ascomycota, Sordariomycetes, Glomerellales, Plectosphaerellaceae. Bases 1 to 495 code for a protein of 164 amino acids. The record is from RefSeq and is a predicted model, not a curated record.
AUGGUCGAGGCAAAAGCCGGCCACGGCACCGUCGAGCUGGGCGUCUACGACUACGAACUGACUAUCACAGACGGAAAGAGCAUGAACGCCACGUUCAGCGGUAAAUGGGGAGAGGAGGCCGCGGCGGCGGGCGCGGAGAGUGACAGGCCUGCGGGGGACACCGACACUGCUGCGGCCGCGGCAACGUCGGCGGUCUCUGUCGCGCACAGGCCUGUGGGGAGUUCCGUGGCUGCUGCGGAUGCCUCGGCCUCCAGCGUGGGACGUGCCGAGUCUGCCGGCGUCACGGCCGAAGCAUCCUCGGCUGCCGCUGCCGAGACGACGGGCGCCAGCAGCGCCAGCAACGCGCUGCCGACUGCGUCUGCUGAUGCCCUGAGCAGCAUCACGUUCGUGCCUGGGGAGAGCACGGCGGUCAUCUCCUGGGUUGAGACGCGAAAGCCCGUCCCUACAGCCUGUGCGAAGAAGAACAAGAAGAGAGCCGUGAAGCUGGAGCUUUGA